AUGUGGAUGCCUCCAAUGCAGAACCAAAGUUGGGUUUCUGAGUUUAUUCUGCUCGGCUUCUCCAGGGACUCCACAUCCAACAGGAUCCUCUUUGUUGCCUUCUUUCUCCUCUACCUGAGUGCAGUCCUGGGCAAUGGGCUCAUUGCCACCCUGAUCUGCCUGGACGUGCAUCUUCACACGCCCAUGUACUUCUUCCUCUGCAUUCUCUCCCUGUUGGACAUGAGCUAUGUCACCACCACUGUACCCCAGAUGUUAGUGCAUCUUCUUUCUCAGUCUCAGACCAUCUCUUUUGCUGGCUGUUGGCUACAAAUGUUUGUGUUUGGUGCCCUGGGCCUGACCGAGUGCAUUUUCUUUGUAGUCAUGGCUUAUGACCGAUACAUAGCCAUCUGCUACCCACUGCGUUAUACUGUCAUCCUCAACUGGAACCUGUGCACACGGUUGGCAGCUGGGAGCUGUGCCUGUGGUUUCUUCUUCUCUCUGAUCCAUACUUUUCUCACCAUGCAGCUGCCAUACUGUGGGCCCAAUAUGGUCAACCACUAUUUCUGCGAAGGGCCCUCAGUACGAAGCUUGGCCUGCAUGGAUACCCACCUCAUUGAGAUCAUGGAUCUGGCUAUCAGCGUGUUCAUGGUUUCUGUCCCACUCUUCCUCAUUGUGGCCUCCUACAUCCGUAUUGUCCAAUCCAUUCUCAAGAUCAAGUCCAUAAAGGGCCGUUGCAAGGCUUUCUCCACCUGUGCUUCCCAUCUGACUGUGGUUUCACUCUUCUAUGCUCCAGCCACCUACAUCUACAUGAGGCCCAACUCCAGCUAUUCCCCUGAUAAAGACAAGCAGAUCUCUCUCUUUUACAAUGUCUUCACGGCUCUGCUCAACCCUGUGGUCUAUAGCUUGAGGAACAAGGACAUCAAAGGGGCUUUUCUCAAAGUUAUGGGGUGGAGUAGAGGGACUAGUGAACUGGGAUUCAGGAGGGGCUUGGGGCAUAAUAUCCAUUGA
This is a messenger RNA of Pteronotus mesoamericanus, 987 nucleotides long. RefSeq names its product olfactory receptor 2A12-like. Gene Ontology annotation, biological process: G protein-coupled receptor signaling pathway; detection of chemical stimulus involved in sensory perception of smell. The transcript has a single exon. NCBI's taxonomy places the organism in Eukaryota, Metazoa, Chordata, Mammalia, Chiroptera, Mormoopidae. The coding region runs from base 1 to 987 and encodes 328 amino acids. Gene Ontology annotation, cellular component: plasma membrane. The record is from RefSeq and is a predicted model, not a curated record. Gene Ontology annotation, molecular function: olfactory receptor activity; G protein-coupled receptor activity.